This is a messenger RNA of Trichomonas vaginalis G3, 2652 nucleotides long. RefSeq lists its product as uncharacterized. The transcript has a single exon. The record is from RefSeq and is a predicted model, not a curated record. Bases 1 to 2652 code for a protein of 883 amino acids. Lineage: Eukaryota; Parabasalia; Trichomonadida; Trichomonadidae.
AUGCAGUACAUCGACUUCAAGGAAAUCUUGAAGGAACGGUUCAAAGCAUGCAUCUAUGUUUAUGUGGAGCCUGGAAUAGAGAAAUUAUAUCCGAAUUUGAUCCCAAAUUUCAAAAAUACCUGGAAAAAAAUCGAAAAUCUAGGAACAUACCCUUUUAAUUACAGAUUAGUAUAUAUGGAACCUGAUGUUACUUCAGAUGAAAUGAAAACAACCAUUAAUGAUCUUUCUUUUGUCAUCUCUGACCCAUCUGCUGUUACAGACCCUCCAGAACUGCCAUGGUUUCGUUAUUGGGUUAAACUGUUCUUCGACCGUGAUAAACUUCCGCCAUUUCUCUUCCUUGACAUUCCUGUCUGCAUAAUUUAUUUAAGUACUGUCAACCAAAGAUUACAGAUACAAUUUCCUCAAUGGGCAGCCAAUUACACAACAAACAUCAUGCAAUGCAAUAUAGUUGUCAAUCCUCAAUUACAAAAGUCGAAUACUUUUUAUCAAUGCAAUGACGACACAGCAGGAGCUCUUUACGAUCACAUUCUUAAUAUCACACACUUCAAAGCACCACAGGUACUCAGAGAUAUGAAAGAAUCGAUUACGAAAUAUGUUGAUGAAAAUUGGCAUGGAUUCAGCAAUUCUUUUCGUCGUUUGCUUGGCUUUGGCGGUAAAGUAUCACGCGAGCAACUAAUUAUUACAUUAAAACAACUCGGCGACGUUUGUUUGUCAAUGCAAGAUUUUGAUAGCGCUUCUAAGUACUACCAGCAGCUCUACCAAGAGCUCAUCGAAUCAGAUCCAAAAGUAGAAGACAGUCUCCUCAUUACCAUGGCCGUAACUUCACUUUUAUCCACUGAUGAAUUAAAUUUACGAGAUUUCUUUUUGACACUUUACAAAAACGGGACACCGACCUUCCAGUUCUAUCAGUCCAUGUUUAUCAUGUGUUACUACUGCGCGACACACAACGAUCUCAUGAUUUCUUGGAAGAUUUUAAUGAGAAUUGUAAAAUCGAUCAUUCGCAGCGACAAUCCAUUCAAAGAUGUUGCUUAUCCAUUGCUAUUCGAAGCCGCGUACUUCUCACAGAAGACAAUGAAAGGAAUCAUUGUUCUUUACCGUACUGCAAACUCAUAUAUGAAAAUGAAUUUGAGACAAAACGAAAAAAUCUGUUUAUGGCGGAUUUACCACAAAAUCAAAGGCACCGGCUGGCCAAAUCUCGAAGAAUUCAUUCUAAUGAGAAUAGCUGCAACAGAUGAUGUACCUUUCGAACUCCAGAACGUCCUCCAAAAUAGAAAUAUUAAUUUCAUUAAUGAUCUUGUCACUUUUUUGAAAAAAUUAGAACUCGAACAGUCAGUUCCAAUCGGAUCAUUGAGUGUCCACAACCUAUGUGUACAGCCAACAGGGUUCCCAAUGAGUCCUCCUCCGCUAGGAAUAAGUUCAGAAACAUGGAAUCACUUGAGAAAAAAGUUAUUCCCUGUUGUUGCACAAAGUUCUACGGAUAAGUUCGUUGCUUCCGCUUGGGGAAGUGAUGCUUUGGAGAGUAUAUCAAUAGGUGUUGGUGAAUACGCAAAGAUUUCAUUCGUUUUGCAGCCAAAUAAUAAAAAUUCUUGCAACGCUUCAAACCUGUCACUUUUGGUCGAAGGUGAUGCCAGUGCGGAAAGUGAAAUAAUUGAAAAUGUUGAUAUACAAAAAUCAACAUCUAUAAAAAUGAAAUUAAAACCAACAAAAAGUGGAGUUAUCAUUGUAAGAGGUGUCACGUUUUUGUGGAAUGGCGUGGCCCCUGUUUUUGCUGCUUUUAACGAGCCCCUGAAGUUCGACAGCAUCAAAGAACCGCCGCUCGUGGAGAUAUCAUCGUCAGCAAGCAGGAAAGAUACCUUCCCGAACCAUCCUGUCUUUAUUAAAUUAAAGACCAUCACAAAAGUCGGUCGCCUUACAAGCUUGCAUGUCGUUACGCAUUCAUCAAGCGAUAUUGAGAUGAUUGAACCUCAAGAGAUGAAAGGAAACAGAUACUCUUUAGAUUCUCAAGCUCCUGAAACAGAAUCUGAAUACAAAGUAUGUGUAAAUGCAGUAGGAAAGUUCACCGUUGACUUCCUUGUAUCUUACACUUCCGAAAACCACGUUGUAAGGUUCGCACACUGCAAACAAGAAAUAAUUUGCAAUGAAUUCCCACCAUUAAAGGCUAUUUCAGGAAAUGACACAAUAUUACUUCGAAGCGAUGUCAAGAUCGAAGAAAUGCACUCAAAUGCCUUCGAAUUACAAAGAUCAGGAGAUAUCGUCAAGAUAUUAAAUCCAAAAUCGAUUGAAAAGAAGGCACACUCUGAACUAGCAGUUAAGAGAACUAUAUCUGGUAUCGAAACGAACAACAGCGUUAAAAUUCCAGAUUUAUUUGCAAGAUUUUAUGUUCAUAGCGAAAUUUCAACGCAAGUUUAUCCAUUUUACGUUGAUAUGACAUUAGAAAUCGUAUCUCCACAUAAUACAACUCAUAAUGUUCAUUUGAAACAACCAAAUGAAAGAAAUUUCUUUUUCAUCGGGAAAACUCACUUUUCUUUCGAUGGAAUGUCUAAUAAAGUUGAUCUCAAGAUACUUGUGAUAAGGCCAUUCACUGCAGAUAUCGGAGAACUCCUUAAUGUUGAUGGAAUUUCUCGAUUCCACAAAAUCUUAUCUGUUAAGUGA